AUGGUGAAUGGAACAAACGCAGUUGGUUCUGUAAUCGAUAGAGGAAGAUAUCCAGAAAAGACAUGGAAACUACCGAUAGCAGAGCCAUCGCCGCAACUUUAUCUGUACAAUAGCUUCACACGGAAAAAAGAACUCUUUGUGCCAUUGAACCCGAAGCAGGUGAAAUGGUACAUUUGUGGACCUACGGUCUAUGAUUCUUCACAUAUUGGGCAUGCACGAGCUUAUCUUUCUUUCGACAUUCUGCGACGUGUUUUACAAGAUUACUUUGGUUAUGACAUACAGUACGUAAUGAAUAUAACAGAUAUUGAUGACAAAAUUAUUAAGAGGGCUCGUCAACUUUAUCUGUUAGAAAAUUAUACAUCUGGAAAAUUUGGUGAGCUUUCGAUGACGAAGGUUAUCGAAGACACUCUGUCUGCAUUGGAUAAAUUCAAGAGAAAAUGUAUUGAUGAAACUGAUGCAGAUAAAAAGAGCAUGUUGAACGAUAUGUGUGCAGACGUGAAUGUUGCUGUGAAAAGACUGGAGUGUUCGUUGCUGCAAUCGGAACAAGAAGAAGCAGAGAAAUCAAAGAAUGAACUGCUAAGUGCCGCAAAAGAUGUUCUCUCAGACUGGUUGGAUUCGCUUUACAGACAUACAGUCAGCGACCUGGCUGUCUUUGAUCGUCUUGCUAAGAAAUAUGAGAACGAGUUUUUCUGCGAUAUGGCUUGUUUAAAUGUGCUGCCGCCUACUGUUUUGACUCGGGUUUCGGAAUAUGUUCCUGAAAUUAUUGCAUACGUAGAGAAAAUAAUAGAUAAUGGUUAUGGAUAUGCUACCGAAGACGGUUCGGUCUAUUUCGACACGAUGAAGUUUGAUAAUAGUGAAAAGCAUAGUUAUUGCAAAUUGGUACCAGAAGCAUUUGUUGAUAAUGAGCAACUGAUGAAAAAUAUGCGAGAAAGUGAGGGAGAUUUGAGUAUGGGCAAUUUGCAACAUAAAAGGAAUGCUACUGACUUUGCGCUGUGGAAAUCCUCAAAAGUCGGUGAGCCAUAUUGGAAUAGUCCUUGGGGAAAAGGUCGGCCGGGCUGGCAUAUCGAGUGCUCAGUGAUGAGUUCAAAAAUCUGUGGCUCUUCCUUAGAUAUUCAUGCUGGUGGUUUUGAUUUGAAAUUUCCACAUCACGAUAACGAAAUAGCACAGGUGGAAGCUUAUUAUGAUAUUGGAAAUUGGGUCAAUUACUUUUUGCACUGUGGUUCGCUCCGAAUUGCUGGUUUAAAAAUGUCCAAAAGUCUCAAAAAUUUCAUAACGAUCCGCGAGGCAUUGAAGCAUUAUUCUGCUCGACAGUUAAGGAUAUUAUUCCUAAUGCAUAAUUGGAAUGAUGUUCUUGAUUAUAGCAAUGUUUCGAUGGAAAGAGCUUUGCAGUUCGAAAAAAUUACCAGCGAAUUUUUCUUAGUUGUUAAGGAUUAUUUGCGAAAAAAUUAUAAGCCGAAUAAUAGUGAGAGUUAUCAAAAAUAUGGUGAUGUGGAACUGGUUUUGGUCGAUAAUUUUUGCAAAAUCAAAGCUGAGAUAAACAUUGCAUUAUGUGAUUCGGUCGAUACACGAACAGUAAUUGAAAAGCUGCGGGAAUUGAUUGGCAUGGGAAAUGCUUACAUCAACGAAAUGGAGAAAAGGAAUAGCAUUCCAAAUUGCUUAUUAUUGCAAAAUAUUGCAUUAUACAUGACGUGGUUGUUCAAAGUGUUCGGAGUUAUACCCCAAAAUGCUGAUAUUGGUUUUUCAACAGAACAGAAUGGAAUGUUGAGUUAUGAUAUAUCAAUCGGAUCCAAGGAAAAGUUGCUCAUGCCCUACUUAACAGCGCUUGUCGAUUUCCGUGAAAAUAUUCGAAAAGUGGCUCGUGAACAAAAAAUCAGCGAAGUUUUGAAAGAAUGCGAUAGGUUACGAGAUGAAGUUCUGCCAGAAUUGGGUGUACGACUUGAAGACCGAAGUGCCCAGACAUGUGUCAAACUUGUUGAUAGAGAAACUCUGUUUCGAGAGCAGGAGCAGAAGAAGGCUAUUGAAGUAGCAAAAGAGGAGGAAAAACAUCGAAAACAAUGCGAAAAAGCGGAAAAGGAAAUAUCUAAACGUAUACCACCUUGGGAAAUGUUUAAGCAAGGCAAAGACGGUGCAAAAUUCUUGAAAUAUGAUGAUAAAGGAAUACCCACGCAUCUUAUUAACGGUGAAGAAAUCUCGAAAAAACAGCGGAAGAAGCUGGAGAAGUUAUACGAAAUGCAGCAAAAGAAUUAUGAACAGGUUGUUUACGAAAUUUAUGAGGCAAGAAAAAAGUGCAUUUAUGCAUUCUCAACAUAG
Messenger RNA from Cercopithifilaria johnstoni, 2310 nucleotides. The record is from the annotation of a GenBank genome assembly. Lineage: Eukaryota; Metazoa; Nematoda; Chromadorea; Rhabditida; Onchocercidae.